Argentina anserina (silverweed cinquefoil) is the source of this 1316-nucleotide messenger RNA. RefSeq lists its product as uncharacterized. Gene Ontology annotation, molecular function: mRNA binding. Bases 137 to 1183 code for a protein of 348 amino acids. NCBI's taxonomy places the organism in Eukaryota, Viridiplantae, Streptophyta, Magnoliopsida, Rosales, Rosaceae. Gene Ontology annotation, biological process: mRNA splice site recognition. The transcript has 7 exons. The record is from RefSeq and is a predicted model, not a curated record. Gene Ontology annotation, cellular component: U2-type prespliceosome; U1 snRNP.
GUCAUCGUAGCUCUCUCUCAGGUUCUUCCACCCCUCUUGAACAAACCCUAGGCUCCCUUAUCGCAUCUACCUCACUACCCAAUCAGAAUCUCAUAGUUUUCAAUCCAAUUUCAAAUCCUCCUCUUUCCGAUUAGCCAUGGAUGCGCAGCGAGCUCUCCUCGAUGAACUCAUGGGCGCAGCUCGGAAUUUGACGGAGGAAGAGAGGAAAGGAUAUAAGGAGAUCACUUGGGACUCUAAGGAGGUCUGCGGAGCUUAUAUGGUUCGGUUUUGCCCUCAUGAUCUGUUUGUCAACACACGAAGCGAUUUAGGGCCGUGUCCGAGAAUACAUGACUCCAAGCUGAAAGAAAGCUUUGAGAACUCUCCAAGACAUGCUGCAUAUGUGCCGAGGUUUGAGGCUGAUCUUUUUCAGUUUUGUGAGAAAUUGGUGAUGGAUUUGGACAGAAGAGUUAAGCGUGGGCGAGAACGCCUUUCUCAGGAGGUGGAACCUCCACCACAACCUCCUCUGUCAGCUGAAAAGGCCGAGCAGUUAUCUAUUGUGGAGGAAAAAAUAAAGAACUUACUGGAACAAGCAGAGGAACUUGGUGCAUCUGGGAAGGUGGAUGAAGCUGAAGCAUUGAUGAGAAAGGUGGAUGUGCUUAAUGUUGAGAAGACAGUCUUGGCUCUGCAGCCACCCAAUGCUCAAGCAUUAAUGGUUCCACAGGAGAAAAAAAUGGCACUUUGUGAGAUCUGUGGUUCAUUUCUUGUAGCCAAUGAUGCUUUAGAGAGGACUCAAUCUCAUGUCACUGGGAAGCAGCAUAUUGGUUAUGGCAUGGUUCGGGAUUUUAUUGCUGAGUAUAAGGCAGCUAAGGAGAAAGCAAGGGAAGAAGAAAAGUCAACUAGGGAGAAAGAAGCAGAAGAACGGAGGAAACAGCAGGAGAAGGAAAAUGAGAGUAGAAGGAGAAGUGGUUCAAGUGACAGGGAUAGGUAUCGUGAUCGUGACAGAUAUAGAGAACGUGACUUGGAUCGUGAAAGGUCAAGAGAGUGGAAUGAUAGAGGUGGUCGAGAUGGUGGAAGAGGGGUGGAUUGGAGGUCCAGGAAUGGAAGAGAUGGGGGCAGGGAUAGGUCCCGUAAUCGAAGCCGGUCACGUUCCCCUGUUAGACAUUCCCACAGAAGGUCACCUAGGAGUCCAGUUCGCCCAUAUUAAUGAGUUGUGUAGAUAUAUGUCUGAGCUUUCAAAUUUAUUGAGGUAGAUUUUCAUAUCUCUAAGGUUUAUGAUGAACAUGUGCAUUUGGAGUUUUAAACUAAAUUGUCAUCAUGGGUGAAACGUUUCUUUGCCA